Messenger RNA from Mucor mucedo, 3990 nucleotides. RefSeq lists its product as uncharacterized. The record is from RefSeq and is a predicted model, not a curated record. Gene Ontology annotation, cellular component: SCF ubiquitin ligase complex. The transcript is spliced from 2 exons. NCBI's taxonomy places the organism in Eukaryota, Fungi, Mucoromycota, Mucoromycetes, Mucorales, Mucoraceae. Gene Ontology annotation, biological process: SCF-dependent proteasomal ubiquitin-dependent protein catabolic process. Bases 1 to 3990 code for a protein of 1329 amino acids. Gene Ontology annotation, molecular function: protein binding.
AUGUAUCACGGCCUCGGGGAAUUGCCGAGCGAAAUAUUGGAUGUCAUCUUUUAUUUUUUGCAUUCAAACAAAGACUUGGAUACCCUCUGCCAAUGUAUACUUGUAUGCAAAAAAUGGAAGUUACCAGCUCAGCGUUCUCUUUAUUCGGAAAUUGAAUUGGUUAGUGCACAAGCAGUAAACCUGCUAAUUUCAGCAAACGACCUUAAACUCGACUCAUAUCCUGGGAAAUUUACCCAUGCAAUUGAGUAUGAUGGAUAUCUGGAAAUUAGCGAAAGCCGAACCUCGUGGAUUGAUUCUUUUAAAGAUAUGUUCCCUCAUUUACGCCAAAUUGACUCGAAAAAAAAUGAUGCAUGGUAUUAUAAUGCUUUGAUAAAAGCAUACGAACAAGGAAAAUGGACAAGAAUGGAAAAUAUUGGAGACUGUUCAGUUGAAUCAUCAGGCCUACACAACGCAUGUGCUCUACUGCAUAGAAAGACUCUUAAGUUUCUCAGCUUGUAUGAAGGGCACGAUACAAAAAGCCUAACUAGUUUAUAUGAUAAACUGGGUCUUUUUUCCAAUGUUCAUCAUUUAUGUUUUGGAACGAACAAGUAUUCAUUUUUGGACACUGUGGAGCAUGUGGCCCAAAAUAUGCAAGGUCUAAAACAUCUAUCAUUCGAAAACCUGGAAGGGACUGUCUUCAAUCCGGAAGCACAAAUUGAAUAUAUUGAUCUUUCACUGGUUUCAUCUCAGCACAACAUUAAGCGGCUUACUGUUCAAGGCAUUUCCUACGGAAACGAUAAUUUUUUGUUAUUCCUUAUGAAGAAAUUUCCCAAACUGGAGUACCUUAAGAUAAACCCAAAGAAAGGGCUAGUAAUUUCUCAUGGACCGUUAAUGGAAAAAAUAAAGGCGGAAAAAAGCAACUUUACUGUUCCUGUGCUAGCUCGGUUCAUGUCGUUUGUUUCAAAAUGUUCUGUUCAUUCUAUGGAUUUCUUUUAUACUACUCUCAAUACAGAAGAUAUUUUAAGCACUUAUUGGAGCUUAUGUGCUCCCGAAGAAACAAAACAGCUGGUUGUAGCUUACUUCGAAGGAUUAGAAUGGCUAAGCGGUGGAACAGAAUUCGAGGAUAGUGACUCUUUGGUAAAUAUUCGUUUACAUAUCGAUCCAUUUACACGUCAAAAAGCUGUCGCUCUGAAUUACAAAUUUUCGAAAGUUAUUCUUCCACAUCUUGGGCUACUUGAAAAGAACGGAGCAAUAAUUGAACAGUUAGUGAUGCGUAUUGGACCGAAGAAGAUUUUAAGUAUAACUGAAGAUUUAGAUGAUGAAGAUAUGCUCGAUAUGAUUGAAGGCUAUUUUUUUAGUCACAUACUUCAAUAUUGUGUUAAAUUAAAAACGUUACAUAUCACACUGGCGGAAAUAAUCAUGUUAAACCCGGAUCAAUCAUUCAACAGAUCUAUUACAUAUUUGGAUCUUAAUUAUGUGGGUGUUUCGGACACUAUUUUGUUUCAAAUAUCAACAAUAAUACCAAAUUUAAGAAGGCUUAUUCUAAAAGAUAUACAUCUUGUCAAAAACAGCGAUAAAUAUGUAGAUCCAUAUUUUAACAGUGUACUUGAUAUGCCGUUGACAACAUUUCGGUUUUUGCACAUUGAAAACUACACUGUGGAUGGCCUUUCUAUAAAUGAAUACCCCACUGAAAUUCUUAUAAAGCUGACAACCGUAGAUGGUGAAAGAUUUUUCAAAUAUGCACCUGGUGAAGAAAUAAGCUACAUUGGCCUAAAUAUUGAAUGGACCAACAAGGAGAAGAAAAAAUUUAAUAAUACAUCUCAUAAUCGUGCUGUUAAUAUAGGUGAAGACGAAUAUUAUAAUGGCUUGGGAAGUAAAACUUGUGCAAAUCUUCAUGUUCUAUGUAAUUCAGUCAAUUACUUGGAGGUCUCGCUGAAGAAGAUAAAAUACACUUUAAACUACCAAACAUUUUAUUUAUCAAUGAUGAAAAACUUUGAAGACUUGCCAGAAACUAUAUUACACAAAAUCUUUGCUCAUGUAUACGUAGAUCGAAAAUACUAUGAUAUUCUUCAAUGCGAAUUGGUCUGCAAGAGUUGGAUGGCGCCAGCUCAGCAAUCUCUGUAUUCUACCAUUACACUUAAAGAUGAACAAGCGGUUGAAAGGUUGAGAAUUGCCAUGAACAAUGUAUCUGACUCAUGUCCAGGACAAUAUACACGAUCUCUUGCUUACCAUGGACGUUCCGAAGUGGAUGGAGGGAAUGGUACUUCUUGGAUUAAUUUAUUCAUCGACGCUUUUCCGAACUUGCGUUAUGUUUUCAGUGAUAUACAAGGAUUUCGGUAUUAUCUAGCCUUAAUUAAGGCACAUAGAUUGGGGAAAUUAAAAGAUAUAGAAAGCAUAGGGCCUUGUUCCAGAGAGAGCGCAAACCUCCAUAACAGUUGUGCGUUAUUAUACAAAGACACUCUUACAGCUUUAAACGUGCGUGAUAGUAAGAAGAUAAAUAUGGAUACUAGUUUGUAUGAACGUCUCGACAUGUUUCCCAAGGUAAAGAGAUUAUAUGUGGACACAAAUUUGCACAAUUUUUUCGAAACUGCCGAGGAUACUGCUAAAGCUAUACCAAGAUUACAUGGUCUGUUUUUUGAGAACACGGAAACAACCUGCUCUGUUACUGUAGCUCCCUAUAAGCCUGUUGAUAUAUCUCUGAUAAUUCCGCAACUCAGCCUAAAAUAUCUCAUCAUCCAGUCAAUCUCCUAUGAAAAUGAUAACUUCUUAUUGUACUUAAUGGCUAAAUUUUUGUCAAUUCAGCGUAUAUAUAUUAACCGAAACAAGGAUAAUAUAGCUUACACCCCAAUGUUGGAUAGAAUAAAGUCAGCACAAAACAACUUUUCGGUAGCUGUUGUCUCUAAAUUUAUGGCCUUUCUAGCGAAAUGUGAAUCUUAUUCAGUAGAUCUGUUCUUCACCACGUUGAAUGUCGAUGAAGUUCUAAAUGGCUAUUGGAAUUUAUGCAGUCCUGGUGAGCCAAAAAAUGUUUCCGUAACUUAUGAGCAAGGAGCUGAUUGGCCUGAAACUGAUGUGCAUCCUGCAGAUUGUAACUCCUUGUCACACAUGAGCAUGAAUAUGAAUUUGUUAAAAGAAAAAAAUCUGAUCUUUACUUACGAACCCUGUAAUGCUAUAUUCCCGCAUCUUCGAGUUUUGGAAAAUACUGGAAAAGGUUUGGACCAAUUUUCUUUCUGUGUGGGAUCUGAGAAAAAUGAAGAUGUGCUUAGUGGUCAAGAUCAGAACUCAAUUGAAAUGGUUAAUGGAAAGUUUUUCAGUCAUAUUAUUGAAAACUGCACAAGUCUCAAGAGUUUGAAAGUACAAAAAGCGAGAAUUAUUUCACUUUCCUUUACUCGAUCCCUAUUUGAGCAUUCAUUACUCACUGAAAUGACUCUUGAACAAGUGGUAAUUUCCGAAGACAUCCUGAAGCAGCUUUCUGCUAAGCUCCCCUCCUUAAAGAAAUUGUAUUUAAGAAAUAUUCAUUGUAAUCAUGAGGACAUAAAUAUUUUGGCGCCCAAGUUUAACAGCACUAUUGAUAUGCCGUCAACAUCAUUUAAAUACUUGUCAGUUCAGAACUAUCUAUUAGAUGGUGUUUGUGAUUCUGAUUACCCCGCUAAGCUCUUCAUUAGGGUAACUGUUAAAGAUUUCAACAAAUACUAUAAAUGUACGCCAUGUGGGGAGUCAAGCUUUACUUACAACUCAUCUGACGAUGAAUCUGAUGAAGAAUAUGCACAGAAACCAGAAACAGAAUACUUUGAUCAAGCUACUCCCGUAGACGAAGAAGAAUACACUUCUGGAUUUAAUGACGAGGGUUGCUCAACUGUACACGUUCGUUGUAAAUCGCUCAACUAUUUGGUAAUAUCUUUGAGUAAAAUCGAUCCCGAUUUCGGCUGCUCUAUUGUUAUACAAAAUAAUGAUACUUCCGUUGACAUGUCAUUGAUGAGCAAAGAAGAGAUACAUGAGUACUUUGUAAACUAA